Messenger RNA from Cladophialophora immunda, 1008 nucleotides. RefSeq lists its product as uncharacterized. Lineage: Eukaryota; Fungi; Ascomycota; Eurotiomycetes; Chaetothyriales; Herpotrichiellaceae. The record is from RefSeq and is a predicted model, not a curated record. Gene Ontology annotation, biological process: mitochondrial citrate transmembrane transport. The transcript is spliced from 4 exons. Bases 1 to 1008 code for a protein of 335 amino acids.
AUGGCUGGCAAUGCAGCCUUCCUGCCCGUUGCAGCCCCAGUGGCCAACCCUCACCCAGUGGAAAAAGCCAGGAAGCAGAUGAUCCCUCCUGGAGUCUCCUUGCUUUCUGGUGCCAUCGCAGGCGCCGUCGAAGCCACAGCCACGGCACGCUCCCCCAAAACCAAGUUCAAUCGUUGGUAUCCGAUGGAAUUCGCCAAGACACUGUCACAAUUGCACCGAAACGUUCAACCUGGGGCCGUGGUUUCAAAGAACCCCUUCGCUGUUCUCGCCCAGGUGGCUCGUCAGGACGGCGUGUCGGCCAUCUACACCGGGUGCUCGACUUUGAUUCUAGGCACUAUGUUCAAGGCAGGCGUUCGCUUCAUGUCGUUUGACUCCAUACGGAAUCUCUUGAUCGACCAGGAUGGAAGGUUGUCUCCAGGGCGCGGCAUCCUGGCCGGCAUGGUGGCCGGUGUCGUUGAGAGUGCUGUGGCAGUGACGCCUACGGAGCGCAUCAAGACAGCCUUAAUCGACGACGCAUCCUCUGCCGGUGCGAAGCGCCAUCGAGGUGGCUUCCACGCCCUCCGCACCAUCGUCUCAGAGCGCGGCAUCACCGAGGUUUAUCGUGGCCUUCUAUCGACAACGCUCAAGCAAGCAGCAACAUCAGCUGUGCGCAUGGGGACGUACAAUGUUCUGAAGGAGGUGGUGGCCGCCUCGCAAACCAAAAACGACGGCGUAACGUCGAAGAUUCCGAACACAUUGGUCACGUUCGCCAUGGGCGCCGCUGCGGGGACGAUCACGGUGUACGCGACGCAGCCUUUUGACACGGUCAAAACGCGGACGCAGGGCGUGCAGGGACAAGCGCUCAGCGAGGCGGUGCGGUGGAUAUGGAAGGAUGGCGGGGUGAGAGGCUUCUGGCGGGGCAGCACAAUGCGGCUGGGAAGGCUGAUUUUCAGCGGAGGAAUUGUCUUCACUGUAUAUGAGCAUGUGUCGGCGUUGAUGAUGUCGAUGGGUGCGGGGUGGGUGAUGUAA